AUGAAGAGAAGCCUCCACCACAAAGGUUACUCAGACAACAUUAGGUUCUGUUACUACAACAACUAUAGCUUGUCUCAGCCACGCUACACCUGCAAGAAUUGUCGUCGACUCUUGACUCAUGGUGGGACUUUAAGGAACAUAUCAACUGGUGGAAGUGGCCGUAAAACCAACUGUCCAAGGAUAGAUCAACCAUCUGUUCCUCAGGUUGUUCCUGUUGAGACCCAACAGGUUAAUCAUCACCAACCUUUUCGUGAUCAAGAAGAAACCAACGAUUUUCUUGGAUCUACUGGUGGUUCUUCUUCUCCUACUGUUACUACUAUUGUUGGGAACCUUGUUGGAUCCAGUGAUCUGGUUGGUAAUCCUUUGACUAACCAAUAA
This is a messenger RNA of Brassica napus (rape), 378 nucleotides long. Its product is annotated as dof zinc finger protein DOF4.4-like. Gene Ontology annotation, molecular function: DNA-binding transcription factor activity; DNA binding. Bases 1 to 378 code for a protein of 125 amino acids. Lineage: Eukaryota; Viridiplantae; Streptophyta; Magnoliopsida; Brassicales; Brassicaceae. Gene Ontology annotation, biological process: regulation of DNA-templated transcription. The record is from RefSeq and is a predicted model, not a curated record. The transcript has a single exon.